Anopheles coustani is the source of this 4109-nucleotide messenger RNA. It is a transcript of the gene Csk, whose product is annotated as trithorax group protein osa. Bases 1 to 3837 code for a protein of 1278 amino acids. Gene Ontology annotation, biological process: protein phosphorylation. The record is from RefSeq and is a predicted model, not a curated record. The transcript has 8 exons. Gene Ontology annotation, molecular function: protein tyrosine kinase activity; ATP binding. Lineage: Eukaryota; Metazoa; Arthropoda; Insecta; Diptera; Culicidae.
AUGGUAACUACGAUCAAAAUAACCGGAGACGGUGUUUUCAUCCAAUCGAACUCGUUCAAUGGUGGCAUUGGAGGUCCCGGUGGAGGUGGAAGACUUCAGCAUCACCAGCAACAACAGUUGACGGAAGCUGCCCUGGGCAGCCCAGCGCUCGGUGAGCCCGCUCUGCCAGGGUCCCCGGCGAGAAAUGGCAACGGAUCCCUGGACGCGGUGGAUAGUGCAGGUGUUAGCGCGGCGUCCCUACUGAGUGAUACCAACAACAAUCACAAAGGCUACCGAAAUUUCAACCAUCGCCGGUAUCAGUCGGACGAAGGGCCCGGUUUGCUUGGAGUGGGACUGAAGAACGGUCUGCCUGCGGAGGGUGCACCCGAGUGCACGGAAGUUCCCGUCGGAGCUGAAGCCGACGACGCGAUUGGAUCCGAUUCGGGCAGGAAUCGGGACAAGUUUACCAUAUCGUUUCUGAACACGCACCGCUCGGGAGGUUCCCCGCACGGUGGUAAAAGUUUGCUCAACCACAAGUUCAUCGUGUACAACAGCAAGAAACCAAAGACGUCGUCGGUGCUGCACCAGCAGUUCUAUCAGCAGCAGGCGGAUACAGGCAGCAGUCGGGGUGGUUCGCCACCAUCGUCCUCGCCGUACCAGAGCCACUACCAGCAGUAUCUGUACAAUCGAUUGCGUCCCUCGCUGUCGACUUCCGUGCUCAGCUCACCGUCGCUGUUGGGCGGAACGGUUGGAGCAGGACUUACGCCUAAUCUAAGUCGCUCCGAACAACAGCACCUGCUCCAGCAGCAGGAGCAGCAGGUGCAACGUGACAGGGAUCAACAACACCUCUAUCAGAACGGCCUUUUCCAUCAGCAACACCGGGCCCUGCUUGGUACACCACCAGCCGCCGUACCCGGGUGGGCCAAGUCGACCUCCUGUCUGGUGACGAGCAGUGGAGGCAGUAUCACAGCGGGAGCAGGUUCCUCUACCUACAAUCGAUCCAUCACCGGGUCGCCCUUGUUGCUUCUGACGCAGCACCCGAGAAGCUCGCCACCACAACCAGCCCCGAUAGGCACCACCAGCGCACCCGGAGCCGGUCCCACCUCGUCAUCCACUUCGUCGCUUUCCUCACCAUCCACCUCCUCCGCCGGGGGGUCCUCCACGCCAGCUUCCGGUGCAAGUUCAUCGUCCAACUCGCCACCUCCACCGGAAGACCGAGCGUCACCGACGUCACCGAUUCCACCAACAAACGGUGGUGGCGCUGUUCCCACGGGUUCUUCAGCGCCGUCGUCCCCUACCCGGCAGGUGUCGCCAUUGACGCCGCCAGCGCCAUCUACGCCAACGCAGUCGUCACCAUCGCCGACGUCGCCAGCACCGGCAAAUAUUGAUGUCGAUGUGAGGGGUGUUCCACGGUUUGACAGAAGCACCAAACCGUCCGCCAACGGCAGCGAUCAGCAGCGGCCUCAGUAUCACCAUCGGCUUCAGCAGCAGCGAUCGUUCGAUCUACAACUCUCCAGCACACCGGAGUACGAUCAGCCGCCACACCAGCAGCAGCAGCAACAGCAUCAAAGUCCGCCGAAACAGCCACUGUCAGAGGACGAGGAGACGCUUCUAGCACGCCGCAACUCGACCGGAAGCAGCGUGGCGCUGAACGGAAUGAACAGCCACACGGCGGCGAUCAAUCUGCAGCAUCCGGGCACAGGGCAGACGGCAGUGGUCGGCCACCAUCGGGGCUUCUCGUCGACGGUCGUAGCGGCCGCUAACUCGGCCGCCGCCUCCGCCACCGACUGUCCAUGGUUUAUGCCGCACCAGAUGCCGCCGACGGCCCCGGCACGCCAGCACAAGCGACCCGCCCCCCAACCCGGCGGUGGUGUCCUCGGAGGUGCUGGCGGUGGCGGCGGGCCCGGCAAUCACAUGCAACCGCCGCAGUUUAUAAGCCCACCACCAGCUCCCCAGCAGCAGCAGCAGCAGCAGCAAACGCAUCAACAUAGUCAGCAGUCAGCAGUCGUGCCGCCACCGCAAUUACCUCCACACACUGUGAACCCGAGUCUCAAUUCCAUCCACCAUCCGGUGCAACAGCUUGUCGCCCCGCAGUCAGUAGCACAACACCAGCAGCAGCAGCAGCAACAUCAACCACCGAUACCGCCACACCCGGCGGCGAGCGCACUGAUCGGACACCAACCGCCGCCCGUGCACCACAUACCAAAAUCGCCCAAUCAGCAUCAACCGCCGCAGCAUGUCGUACCACCGCAAGCUUUAUCGUCCUCCGCGGUGUCGGCGGCUGCCCAGCAACAACAGCACAAUCCAGCCGGACUCGCGGCCAGCAACCACUCGACGGGACCAUCCUCCACCAGCACCAGCGGCUCCUCUUCGGUAGCGUCCGCGGCGGCUAACCUUAUGUCGGCCUCGAUGAACAGUGCCCAGCUGCAGGGACACAUCCUGCAGCCGGGCGGAGGCCUUACCGGUUCGACACAAUCCAUCCAGCAGCAGCAGCAGCAGCAACAGUCGGCGAUUCCUCAGCAGCAGCAGGUUCAUCAUAUGUCCAACUCACUCCAUGGUCCGAUCGGACUGCCGACCGUCACCCAAUCGGUUGGUCACGACAGCAAUGGAGGAGCAGGAGGAGGUCCUAGCUCCGGCAACCCCAGUUGGAACUGCGUCCCAGUUGGGCUAUCCUCACCGACCACCUCGGCUGCAGCGGCCGCACACCGGAGGGCAGAGUUGAACGCAAAACUAAAUGCCAUGCCUUGGUUCCAUGGACGAAUAAAACGGGAAGAGGCAGAAUCGUUGCUGAAACCACGAGACGAUGGUCUGUUUCUGGUGCGGGAGUCCACCAACUUCCCCGGGGACUACACGCUGUGCGUUUGCUUUAACGAAAAGGUCGAGCACUACCGCAUCAAGUACGUGGACAACAAGCUUACUAUCGACGACGACGAGUACUUUGACAAUCUAGGCCAGCUGGUGGAGCACUAUACCCUCGACUCGGAUGGACUUUGCACGAAGCUGAUGAACGCCCUGCCGAAGGAGGAGUUUUGUGUGAAAGAUUUCCAGGACAAUGGAUGGGAGAUCAAGAUGGAGGACCUGCAGCUGAAGGAAAACAUCGGCAAGGGCGAGUUCGGUGACGUAAUGCUCGGUAUACUGAAGGGCGAAAAGGUGGCCGUGAAAGUGCUAAAGGAUGCCGGACGAGCGUCGAAUAAGUUCCUUGCCGAAGCGGGAGUAAUGACCACACUGGAGCAUGAAAAUCUCGUCAAGUUUAUUGGGUUGGUGUUUCACGAUAAGUACAUCUACUUGGUGACGGAGUACAUGAGCAAAGGGUCGCUCGUCGAUUAUCUACGGUCCCGUGGUCGACAACACAUUACGCGAAAAGAUCAGAUCAAUUUUGCUUAUGAUACAUGCUGUGGGAUGGAGUAUUUAGAAACCAAAAAAGUCAUCCACCGAGAUUUGGCCGCCCGGAAUGUGCUCAUCUCGGAGGACUGCGUUGCCAAAGUGUCUGACUUUGGGCUCGCGCGGGACGAACGCUACACCGGUGACACCAGCAAGCUUCCGAUCAAGUGGACAGCCCCGGAAGCACUCAAGGAAGGCAAAUUCUCCAACAAAACUGACAUGUGGAGCUUCGGGAUAUUGCUAUGGGAAAUCUAUUCAUUCGGACGCGUACCAUAUCCGAGAAUUCCCCUGGCCGAUGUAGUGAAGCACGUCGGGAGCGGCUACAAAAUGGAGGCACCCGAGGGCUGUCCGCCAGAAAUCUACGAAAUGAUGCGCCAAGCGUGGGAUCUCGUCCCCGAGAAGCGACCCACAUUUGCUGAGCUGAAGCGUCGGUUGUACAACUGCAAACGUGAAACUGCCAACACCUACGUCACGUAGAGCGGAAAGCGGAAAUGUUUCUCCAUUGACGCACAGCAGAGCUAGGACAAGUUUCCAGUAGCGCUUCACCGUUAUAAAAGAAUCCUUUUCGAUGUGUUGAGAAAAUAAGCUUCUCAUAGGGAACCGUUGCACAAGGUUUACGGCGCCAGAUAGUAUGGAUAUUUGAAGCAUUAAGGUUAAGUUCAAAAUUUCUUCUAUUUAGGAGAGUUUUGCGCACGCACAGUAACUUUGAAAGUACAACACCAGUUUUUGAUGAUUUGACUUGAAUAUCU